Molecule: messenger RNA, 327 nt
Organism: Lichtheimia ornata
Lineage: Eukaryota; Fungi; Mucoromycota; Mucoromycetes; Mucorales; Lichtheimiaceae
Product: thioredoxin
Exons: 4
Coding region: 1-327 (108 amino acids)
Molecular function (GO): protein-disulfide reductase activity
Source: RefSeq, a predicted model, not a curated record
AUGGAAGUCCAAUUCAAAGAACCCAAGAACCUUGAAGAGUUCCACAAGCUUAUCUCCGAGAACAAGAAGGUUGCUAUUGAUUUCCACGCCACCUGGUGCGGUCCCUGCAAGUUGAUUGCUCCCAAGUUUAAGCAGUACGCUGCUUCCAACCCUGACAUUACUUACGCAAAGAUUGAUGUCGAUGAUGUUGCCGACGUCGCUGCUGAAGUUGCUGUUCGUGCCAUGCCUACUUUUGUUUUCUACUUGGAUGGCCAAAAGUUCGACGAAGUUGUUGGUGCCAACGCUGCCAAGCUUGAGGAAGCCAUCAAGAAGUUGGCUAGCGCUUAA